Molecule: messenger RNA, 894 nt
Organism: Fulvia fulva
Lineage: Eukaryota; Fungi; Ascomycota; Dothideomycetes; Mycosphaerellales; Mycosphaerellaceae
Exons: 2
Coding region: 1-894 (297 amino acids)
Source: RefSeq, a predicted model, not a curated record
AUGGAGCGCAACUCCACUGACCACAACACCUUCCCCUUCCUCGAGCUCCCGAAAGAAUUACGGGACAUGAUCUACGACGAGGCUCUCGAUGACAAAGAAGACCAACGACUAUCUAGAGACCUCUUUCUCAAGGCCAGAAGCGUUCCGCGGACCAAUCUCCUGCUCGCCUCGAAGCAAGUCAAGCAAGAGUACGAAGAACGCGCUGCAAAGCACAGUCAGCUGAUCAUCAAAGCCAUCGAAAACCACGAUACUUAUGACAACAGCAACAAUGGUGAUGAUGACGUCGAUGAAAGCAUCUACAACCAGGUUCCCAUUCUUCCACCAGCAGCCAACAGGGUUCCAAUCAUCACUCUGGAGCCUUACGUCGCCGACCUCAAUUGGCCACGCGAAGCAUCUCUUGACCUUCUCAUACCCUUGAUCGGCAUGAUCACCAGCGCGAGUUUCAGUCUCACGGCCCUUAACAUCAGAGUCAUCAUGAUGCUUACGACUUCUCGUCGUCUUCAACCCUGGAACUUCGUCAACGACACGGUCCACGACUGGAUCAGAGAACUUGAGAGGCUCGAGUGGACUGACGUGCCAAAGCUUCGCAACUUCCAGAUCCUUGACACCGGCCGGGGCUUCUACCAUGCAAUGGAGGGCGAUGAGCGUACGGCAAAUACGUUCGAAGAGCCGAGGGUGGAGCUGGUAGAGGCUGUAGCUAUACCGUGCUAUGUUGAGAUGAGGAAGCGGACCCGGGCUGAGAUCGAGGAGUACAUGAUGCAGGUCCGAGAGGAGGAACGAGUGAAGCAAGAGAAAGCCAAACAAAAGAUGCAGGCACUGAGGGAGAAGGCUGAGCACAUGAUGAAGGCUCUCAGAGAGGAAAAUGCCGCAAACAGUGGUCCUGAGGUGGGCUAG